UUAACCUUGUGUGAACAGUAAACCUAAACCUUUCAAACUUGAUAUUCUUCAGUAUUGUACAUUUGUCGUUUGCCUUUAAUGUAGUCAACAUGGACAAAAUAAGUAAAUUCAUUUUGCAAGAUGUAUGUGAUGUUUUAGAUACGUACAGGGGUAGAGAUAAGUUUAUUCGUACGCUAUGUUACACUUCAAAAUUGAUUGGUAGCUGUACUUGCGAUGAAGUAUUAGCCAAAAGGUGCCAAACUUUCAGUUCGCAAAUGUCCGCUACCCGAGCGGUUUUACGAUUGUUUGACGACUUGCCCAUGUUGAGACAUUCCUUGCAAUACGGCUUAGGAAAACAGGAACCCGAUCAGUUUAUGGCUUCUGUGGGUGUUGUGGGCAACAUUGUAGAUCAGUUAUACUUUCCAGUUGAUAAAAUAGCGUGGCUUGCAGAUCUUAAACUUAUUAAUGUUGAAAAUAGUAAAUUUUGGGAAACUGCCAGUACAGCCAUAUAUGUUGUUUCUCUUUAUUUAAAUCUUAUAAGAACGGUGCGAUAUCUAAAUGUAUUACACAAGCACAAGGAAUGUGUAAGCAGUGAGGCUGACAAAAGCGCCUUAACAAAACUGAUUGUUACCGAACAAACAGAAUAUUUAACAUUUAUACGUUUAGCACUUGAUCUUGUUCAUGCUGUUAAUUGCCUGCCAUCUGGUUUUCUAUGGUCAUCUAAAUUAAACUCGUGGCAGGUUGGAGUAGUAGGAACACUAUCAUCGUUAGUAGGAUUGUAUCAAAUGUUUGCAAAGAAACAUGCAACUGAAUGAGGUAUUUCUAAGUUCCUUCCAUUGUAUUAAGUGUAGAUAGAAAUAAGUUACCACCAUAAAUUGUUUUUAUUUAUUCAAUUAAAUAUAAAUUUGUAUAUAUUUGAA
This is a messenger RNA of Photinus pyralis (common eastern firefly), 899 nucleotides long. RefSeq names its product peroxisomal membrane protein 11C-like. Lineage: Eukaryota; Metazoa; Arthropoda; Insecta; Coleoptera; Lampyridae. The coding region runs from base 90 to 794 and encodes 234 amino acids. The transcript is spliced from 5 exons. The record is from RefSeq and is a predicted model, not a curated record. Gene Ontology annotation, cellular component: peroxisomal membrane. Gene Ontology annotation, biological process: peroxisome fission.